Messenger RNA from Salmo salar (Atlantic salmon), 1384 nucleotides. RefSeq names its product ras-related protein Rab-34. NCBI's taxonomy places the organism in Eukaryota, Metazoa, Chordata, Actinopteri, Salmoniformes, Salmonidae. The record is from RefSeq and is a predicted model, not a curated record. Gene Ontology annotation, molecular function: GTP binding; GTPase activity.
UGGAGAGGGUUGAGCUAAAACGGAGGUCCAUAAUUUGAGUCAUCUGUUUCCACUACUGAGUUCGCAGCUCUGGUCUGCUGCUCACUGGCUGUCUUCGGGUGGAUGUAGGCAGCCCUAGGGGACUUUCUAUUAGUGAAAAAUACAUAAUAUGAGUUUAGUAGAAUAUAUAGUGUUCUACCGCAACCUAUUGACGAAUUGGAGUUUACUUUUCGCACUUUCAGUGCUCUUGCAAGCUGUUUUCACGUUUAAGCCUUUCCAUGGAGAAGCCCCUAUUCACUCUACUCUACAUCUGUAUGUGAGAGAGAGAUAGUGUUUCUGUGUAUUUGUCCUGUCUGAGUGUGAUUGUCUGCAUAUGAUUGUUUGAGCGUGUGCGACUGGGUCUCUUGUGUGUGUGAUUGUUUGAUUGUGUGCGUGUGUAUGAAUAUCCAUACCACCCCGUAACUUCCACUUGAAGAACAUGUUACCACCUGUGAGGAGAGACCGCAUCAUUGCUCAGCUUCCAGAGUGUUUUACCCCAGCUGCAGCGCUACACACUAAAGAUGUCUUCCACUCACAGGUCAAGGCUGCCUGUCAGGGGCAAAAGACGGGCGCAGUGGGCUUUAACAUCGCCAAGGUGAUUGUGGUAGGGGAUGUGGCAGUUGGGAAGACAUGUCUGAUCAGCAGGUUCUGUAAGGACUCGUUUGAUAAGAACUAUAAGGCCACCAUCGGAGUGGAUUUUGAGAUGGAACGGUUUGAGGUGUUGGGGGUGCCCUUCAGUUUACAGCUAUGGGACACAGCGGGUCAGGAGAGGUUCAAGUGCAUCGCCUCCACAUAUUACAGAGGAGCACAAGCCAUCAUAGUGGUAUUUGACCUGAGCUGUGUGACCUCUCUGGACAAUGCCAGGCAGUGGCUGGAGGAUGCUAUGAAGGAGAACGAUCCCUCCAGUGUUCUGCUGUUCCUGGUCGGAACCAAGAAGGACCUCAGUUCUCCUAAUCAGUUGGCCUACAUGGAGCAGGAGGCCAUCAGACUGUCAGAGGAAAUCAGAGCAGAGUACUGGACUGUGUCUGCUAAGUCAGGAGAGAGUAUCAGGGAGUUCUUCUUCCGGGUAGCGUCUCUAACCUUUGAGGCCAACGUGCUGGCAGAGCUCGAGAAGAGUGGGUCCAGACGUGUUGGUGACAUUAUCAGAAUCACAGAGAGCACAGAAGAAGAGUACAAACCAACCAAGAGGAAAGCAACCUGCUGCUGAUGGGGAAGGAUACAUACACUUCACUACACAGGACAACACUACACAGGACAACACAGGACAACACUACACAGGACAACACUACACAGGACAACGCAGGACAACACUACACAGGACAACACUACACAGGACAACACAGGACAACACUACACAGGACAACAC